AUGUCAAAGAAGUUGCUUGUUCUGGGAGGUACCGGCGCAUUAGGUCGCAAUGUGGUGAGCUACUUUGCUCGUGCAUCGUGGACAGUCAUUUCGGUAGGCUUUUCAAAGAAUGAGGAAGCUCAUAGCAAUGUGAUUGUGCCCGAGAGUAACAAUCUCAAACAAGCAAAAGAGACGAUGGAGACAAUCUCAAGCAGAUAUGGUAAGGUCAAUACUGUUGUAUCCACGGCAGGUGGAUGGGCUGGAGGCAGCAUUCGCGAUCCAAACUCUCUCGUCAAUUUAGGGGACAUGCAUAUGAAGAACCUGGAAUCGGCAUUUUUAGCAACGUACUUGGCAAGUCAUCUGCUCUUGCCUGGAGGAUUGCUCGUUUUGACUGGUGCUACUGCGGCACUCAAGGCCACCCCAAGUAUGGUCUCGUACGGAGCUACUAAAGCAGCAACUCAUCAUUUGAUUGCAAGUGCUGUCACGGAGCUACCUAAAGAUACGUCAGUAUUGGGUGUGCUGCCCGCGACGAUCGACACGCCAAUGAAUCGCAAGUUCAUGCCAGACGCUGACUUUUCGAGCUGGACUAAGGCCGAGGAUAUUGCGCAGAAGAUUUUGGAAUGGUCGAAUGCUUCUUAUGCUGCUCGUCCCCCUAGUGGACACUUGAUCCGUGCCAUUACCAAAAACAACACGACGUCUUGGCAAGAUGCUGGCAAUCCGUUUCAAUAG
Messenger RNA from Peronospora belbahrii, 708 nucleotides. NCBI's taxonomy places the organism in Eukaryota, Oomycota, Peronosporomycetes, Peronosporales, Peronosporaceae. The record is from the annotation of a GenBank genome assembly.